GAGCGCCCGGGCGGGGCUUUCCAGCGAGGGGAGGGGAGAGGCGCGGGGCGGAGGGUCGGGAGUGCCGGUGAGGCCAGUUAGUCGGUGACGAGCGAGCGUCCGUUUGCCAGUGUCCUGUGAUGUGGGCCCUGUUUUAUAAUGAUAAGACCCCCCUCCCCUGGACUGAGCCCCUUUCUACAGCCAGGAGCCAAUGGCCGGGGACAGAGCCAAACCCUGUGAGCUGGACCAAGAGAAAUACGAUGCUGAGGACAACGUGAAGAUCAUCUGCCUGGGGGACAGCGCCGUGGGCAAGUCCAAACUUAUGGAGAGAUUUCUCAUGGAUGGAUUUCAGCCGCAGCAGCUGUCCACGUACGCCCUGACCCUGUACAAACACACGGCCACUGUGGACGGCAAGACUGUCCUUGUGGACUUUUGGGACACAGCAGGCCAGGAGCGGUUCCAGAGCAUGCACGCCUCCUACUACCACAAGGCCCACGCCUGCAUCAUGGUGUUUGAUGUGCAAAGGAAAAUCACCUAUAAGAACCUAAGCACCUGGUAUGCGGAGCUUCGAGAGUUCAGGCCAGAGGUCCCAUGCAUCGUGGUGGCCAAUAAAAUUGAUGCAGACAUAAAGAUGACCCAAAAAAGCUUCAAUUUUGCCAGGAAGUUCUCCCUGCCCCUGUAUUUUGUCUCGGCUGCCGAUGGUACCAACGUCGUGAAGCUCUUCAAUGAUGCAAUUCGAUUAGCUGUGUCUUACAAACAGAACUCCCGGGACUUCAUGGACGAGGUUUUGCAGGAGCUUGAGAACUUUGACUUGGAGCAGAAGGAGGAGAAUGUGUCGGAGCAAGAGCAGCGUGGCAGUGUCGAGAGCCCAUCUGCUUCCUGAGUCAGAGAAGGAGGCCUCUCUCCAGGGCCAACUUGUUGGGUAGGGGGAGAGCUUUCAGAAUACCCCUCCCUCCCCCAACCCUCUAGCUCGGACCUGAGGAACUCUUCCAGGCCAUCCCCCACUCUACUUCCUGCAAACCCACCCAUCCUGUUUGCCUCCGCCACUUCCAUGGCCCAUGAUACCCCUCCACCGCUGUCGCCAGGGACAGGGAUGGGGUCAGCACCAGCAAGUACCUCGACGGUCUAAGAGUUCCACAGCACACCCUGAAGCGGAAUUAGGGAUCAGCAGCAUACCCGUCUUCCCAGGAUCGGACAGUGAAGAGAAUCAGGGAACAUGCUUUGUGUGUGUCUUAAAUAAAAGGAAAUUUAGGUGUUUGUUUUAAUUCCCAAAACUGACCUCAGGGUUUACUCACCGCAUUUCCACUAAGGGAAUGACUUCUAAUCCUGAACCACCCCUGUUCCCACCCCUGUGGAAUUGGGGAGGCCUCCAUCCUUUUUUCACAUGGUCUCCCAUUCUUUUUCUUCUUUAGUCCCCAACCAGCUUUUUUUUUUUUAAAAAAGGGUUGAGCGGAAGGAGCUCGUCCAGGUGCAGCCAGUAUGUUGGUGAACAGUGAGGCUGCAGCCACAGGCACACAAGUGAAAGCAGGUUACAGAUCUAGCCAUCCUCACAGUACACAGACAUCACUGUCACUAACACCAGGGUCAGUACAGCCAUAUAACAAGGCACACCCAUUUGGUUGGAAGAAAUUAAGAACAGCUUCCUUUAAAAGCCCUAUUUCAGCAUGUGAGGCUUUCCCUCCUCUUUUGAGGACCAGUGUGGACAUCGUGCCUCCUCCAUGGCGAGGGCUGCAGAUGGACACACUGCCGCCUUUUCCACUUCUCGCUAGUACUUGUGGUCUGCUGUUGUUUUUAUGACCAUCUUGUGCAUCAUUUCCAUUGUUUAUAUUUUUUCUGUUUUCUUUUUUACAGUAAAGGUUGAAUUACAUAAACUUUGAGUAUAUGUG
Molecule: messenger RNA, 1865 nt
Organism: Equus quagga
Lineage: Eukaryota; Metazoa; Chordata; Mammalia; Perissodactyla; Equidae
Gene: RABL2A
Product: RAB, member of RAS oncogene family like 2A
Exons: 9
Coding region: 191-862 (223 amino acids)
Cellular component (GO): endosome; Golgi apparatus
Molecular function (GO): GTP binding; GTPase activity
Source: RefSeq, a predicted model, not a curated record